Molecule: messenger RNA, 2361 nt
Organism: Danaus plexippus (monarch butterfly)
Lineage: Eukaryota; Metazoa; Arthropoda; Insecta; Lepidoptera; Nymphalidae
Gene: Septin2
Product: septin-2
Exons: 9
Coding region: 87-1349 (420 amino acids)
Biological process (GO): cytoskeleton-dependent cytokinesis
Cellular component (GO): septin ring; septin complex; cell division site
Molecular function (GO): GTPase activity; GTP binding; molecular adaptor activity
Source: RefSeq, a predicted model, not a curated record
AACAAAUGUAGGGACUGGGAACUUCAAAAUUAAAUUUAGACAAACUUCACUCAGUGUUAGUCACUAUCUGUCGUAGAAAGGAUAACAUGGCGGCUAUCGAUACUAACGGCCCUGUGAAAAUUGAACCUGCAAUGCGUACCCUGAAGUUGUCAGGGCAUGUCGGUUUCGACAGUCUGCCAGAUCAGCUCGUUAAUAAGAGCGUUCAGAAUGGAUUCGUAUUCAAUAUCCUGUGCAUUGGUGAGACUGGUCUGGGGAAGUCGACUCUGAUGGACUCACUGUUCAAUACUAACUUUGAGUCAACUCCAAGCCCCCACAACCUACCUACUGUAAAGCUGAAGGCUCACACAUAUGAACUGCAGGAGAGCAAUGUCCGUCUUAAGCUGACCAUCUGUGACACCGUGGGUUAUGGAGAUCAAGUUAAUAAAGAAGACAGCUUCAAAGCGGUGGUGGAUUAUAUCGACGCUCAAUUUGAAGCCUACCUCCAAGAGGAGCUGAAGAUCAAGCGCUCUCUACCAUCCUAUCAUGACAGUCGUCUUCAUGUCUGUCUUUAUUUUAUUUGUCCUACAGGCCACGGGCUCAAGUCCAUCGACCUCGUGUGUAUGAAGAAGUUGGAUACUAAAGUGAACAUCAUUCCUAUCAUAGCCAAGGCUGACACCAUAUCAAAGACUGAGCUGCAGAAAUUUAAGUCGAAGAUAAUCCAGGAGCUUCAGGCCAACGGAGUCGAGAUCUACCAAUUCCCUGUGGACGACGACUCGGUGUCGGACGUGAACGGUGCCAUGAACACACACAUUCCCUUCGCCGUGGUUGGCAGCACGGACUUCGUCAAGAUAGGAAAUAAGACGGUGCGGGCCCGCCAAUACCCAUGGGGAACCGUGCAAGUUGAGAACGAGUCUCACUGCGAUUUCGUGAAGCUGCGAGAGAUGUUGAUCCGCACCAACAUGGAGGACAUGAGGGACAAGACGCACGCCAGGCACUACGAGCUGUACCGGAGAAGGAGACUCGCUCAGAUGGGCUUCUCAGACGUAGACGCUGACAACAAACCUGUGUCAUUCCAGCAGACGUUCGAACAGAAGCGCAGCGCUCACCUACUGGAGUUACAGCAGAAGGCGGACGAGGUGCGGCAGAUGUUCGUCCAGCGGGUCAAGGAGAAGGAAGCCGAACUCAAGGAGGCCGAGAAAGAGCUUCACGCCAAGUUCGACAAACUGAAGAAAGAACACACAGAGGAGAAGAAGCGCCUGGAGGAACUCCGGAAGAAGAUAGAAGACGACACCAUAGAGUUCAACAGAAGGAAGGCGCAGAGUGCACAGAGCACGCACACACUCACACUGGGCAAGAGCAAGAAGAAGUAACGCCGCCCAGCAGACACAGAACACAUGCACAGAUACAGCACAGACCGACAACACUGUGUUUACAUUGGAUUACCUGCGUCUUGUAUGUUUGCCAAAUUCGUAUAUAAUCAAAUGUAACAUUUCUCUUCACUACAUAUUUUUAUGGUAAAAAUAGCGAGUGAUACCCGACGAGGACAGUCAGCACAUUAACUUUGAAGCACGCGUCGCGGGCUGUAACGUGGCACACCUCUAGUUUAUGUUCCGUGACAGCCGGCUGACCGGCCUGCAUGCCGCGGUGUGUGAAGGUUGCAGACCGAGGGGUUUCUCCGCACGUAUCCUUAAUAAGUCGGAACAUUUUAUACCAAAAUAUAUUUUAUUCCUUAGAAUUAGUCUUCAUUACUGAUAAGAUAGUGGUUAGUGCUUCUGUGUAAUCGAUUAAUGAUAAAUGUAUUUUUCAAUAUAACGUUGAAUGCUUAUCGAGAUGCUUUAAGGACUAUAGAGGUUUGAACGAAACUAACUUUGGUUAUGUUUGAAUAGUUUAUGAAUCGCCCCUAGCUAGAGGCGAGUUCGCCGCUAUAUAACAUUAAAUAACUUAGGUAUAAAGUAACAUAGGUAUUAGUCGUCAGUUGCCGCCAUCAGAGGUAUAUUUGUUUACUGAAAUCAAAUAAUUGUCUGACUUUGUGUGAAGUGGUUGGAUCGUGAGAGUUUGAUAUCUGGAUUACAUUCCACAACACAAGGGAGGCGAUGUUUAUAAAUAUUUACUAUCAGUAUAUGUUCAAUGCCUCGGCGAGGCUCCCGGCGAAACUAAAUUCCUUAAUAACAACGAUUAAAAGUAGUGAUGUCGUAAAGUGAAUAGUUCGUGGCUGGCGGCCGGCGGGACAGCAAUAAGGAUUUGUAACAUCGUGUGAGCUCUCUUAACAGUUUUGGAUUCAUUCCUCUUAGUAAUGUUUGUACUCUGUCUCCUCUCCAGUCUGUGUUACAAUGAUUUGUAUUAUUUUAUAGAUAUUAUUUAAAUAAAACGUAAUCUAUUGUA